AUGUUCCAUCAAGUGACGAAUAUUUGGUCAUUUUUCUCCGACGACACUACGACCACAACAACAACAACAACAACAACAACAACAACAACACCUAUCGUCCUUCCAACCACUGUCCAAACCACUUCCACUAAAGAAAUAAAGACCUCUGAAACACCAGGAACAACCCUUAAAAGAAGAACUACAGUACGUAAAACUACUACCCCAAGAACAACAACUAUGGCACCAGAACUAGUGACUAUAUAUAUAAAAAUAAAAACACCUAAAAGAACAAGGCCGUCAACAAAUAAUAAUAAUACCACACAGGAUGUUAAAUCAACAAAGAAGCCCGACACCACUACUACAGAGGAACCAGAUACCACUACUACUGAGGAACCAGAAACCACCACUACUAAGAAGCCAGAAACCACUACCACUGCAGGACCAGAUACCACCACCACUGAGCAACCAGAUACCACCAAUACAGAACCAGAUACCACCACUGAAGAACCAGAUACCACCACUAGUACUGGAGAGCCAGACUCGAAUACUACCGGCAAGCCAGACACUGCUACUACUACACCAAAGCCUGAUACUACGAUAACAAAAGAGUCAACUACAAAUGUCUCUAAAGAACCAAAAACCACAACAUCAACUACUACAGAGAUAACUACUAUCUCACCUAACCGUGCUCAAUGCCGCCAUUGCCCAUUACAUUGUGGUAUAAAAUGUUCAGGAUCGUGCCGAAAGUGCUGCUGUGUAUCCAAACCAAACAAAAGAAACAAACAAUACUAUUUUCUCUAA
Molecule: messenger RNA, 780 nt
Organism: Hydractinia symbiolongicarpus
Lineage: Eukaryota; Metazoa; Cnidaria; Hydrozoa; Anthoathecata; Hydractiniidae
Product: integumentary mucin C.1-like
Exons: 2
Coding region: 1-780 (259 amino acids)
Source: RefSeq, a predicted model, not a curated record